This is a messenger RNA of Teleopsis dalmanni, 653 nucleotides long. RefSeq names its product ejaculatory bulb-specific protein 3-like. Lineage: Eukaryota; Metazoa; Arthropoda; Insecta; Diptera; Diopsidae. The transcript has 2 exons. Bases 121 to 504 code for a protein of 127 amino acids. The record is from RefSeq and is a predicted model, not a curated record.
UUAAAUGUAGUAUAAAAGGCAAACACUAAAUGUAGUAAAAUUUAGUCGUAUAUUUCAUAUAAAUUGUAAGGUGUUGCGCGCUUGUGUCUUAAGUCUUUUGUUGAAAAAAAUUCUAAAAAAAUGAAGGCCUUUAUCUAUAUUGCAUUAUUUGCCUCUAUUGCUGUGGUUAUGGCUCAAGAUAAAUAUACCACAAAAUAUGAUAAUAUAGAUGUGGAUGAAAUCCUGAAAUCUGAUCGUUUAUUUAAUAACUACUUCAAGUGUUUAAUGGAUACCGGAAAAUGUACACCAGACGGCCGAGAACUUAAAAAAACAUUACCAGAUGCCUUGAAAACUGAAUGCUCUAAAUGCAGUGAAAAACAAAGACAGAGCACCGAUAAAGUACUUAGGCAUAUCAUUGACAAGAAACCUGAAGAAUGGAAGCAAUUGCAAACUAAGUACGAUCCAGAAGGUAUUUACUUGAAGAAAUACCAAAAACAAGCUGAAGAUGCUGGAAUCAAAUUGUAAAAUUGUAAAGAAUGAAACACAAAUCCUAUGAAAUAUGUGUGCUUUAUAAUUGAUUUAUUGUUAUUAAUUUUUGUACGAGAAGGUUGUAGCUUUAAAAAUGAACUUUGAUAUUUAUAAUAAAAAUGUUGGUUAUUGAUUCAGUUCUUAAA